CUUAUUUAAUGUUGUCCCUUCUCAUUGGUGCCAUCGCUUUUCUUCUUGAGAGGCGUAACGAGGCGAAAAAGGGGGGUUUUUUUUGUAGCUUCCCCACCUCGAUCGAGCGCCAUGGCUUCGAAUUCCCCUCCUCCAGGCAAUACCAGACCAAUAAAACCAUGGGACCGACCUGGGACUUCCUCUGGCCCCACACCCUUCAAGCCCCCAUCCAAUGGGAGUACUAGUGAUGUUGUCGAAGCAUCUGGGACUGCGAAGCCGGGAGAAAUUGUCAAUACUGCAGAGAGGAAUGUCCCUGCAAACACUAACACUCUUGCAAGACCUGUACCCCCGAGGCCUUGGGAGCAAAACCGACUUGGAGGUUAUGGUAUGAACUACAAUACAUAUGGAUCUGGUAUGUAUGGCUCGUAUGGCGGAUAUGGAGGAUCAUAUGGCGGUGGGCUCUACGGAAAUAGCUUGUAUUCAGGGUAUGGUGGGUUAAAUGGGGGUUCUGGAAUGUACGGUGGGGGCAUGUACAACGGGUUAGGUGGUUCAUUUGGUGGCUAUGGAAUGGGAAUGGGCGGUCCAUAUGGUGAUCGCGACCCAAAUAAUCCGUAUGGUCCGCCUUCACAACCACCAGGCUUUUGGGUUUCUUUCCUAAGGGUGAUGGGUGGUGUUGUGAAUUUCUUCGGUCGAAUUGCAAUCUUGAUCGACCAAAACACCCAAGCAUUUCACAUGUUUAUGUCAGCUCUUCUUCAGCUCUUUGAUCGUAGUGGGUUAUUGUAUGGCGAGCUUGCGAGGUUUGUGUUUCGCUUAUUGGGAAUCAGAACAAGGCCCAAGAAGGCCCACCUUGCCGGGUCCGGUGAAGUCCCAGGCAACGAUGGAAAAGGGCAGCGCUAUAUUGAGGGUCCUAAGGCUAACGACGGAUCAUGGGACAAUGUUUGGGGGAAUAAUGUUAAGGCAUAAAGGAGGCACCUUGUAAAAUGCAAAAAGUUGCUAAGUGUGUACAAGGUCGAAAUGUGGAGAGACCCCCUUAUCUAGUAGGAAAUUUUGAAACAGAUCCCCCUCAAAUAUUUCUCUUUUGAUUGACACCUCCUUAACUUCCGAUUAUUUUCAUUUGAGUCAUUAUAAUCCACUUCAUUGGUGAUGUUGAAUUUAAAUUCUCUUAAGAAUUCUUUUUGGCUGAUGGAGAUGCGAUUUAUGUUGCCGUCAAUGUUGGCAAAUCUGAUAUUCAGUUUAAGAGUACCUCAAAUCGAAAUAAUUGGGAGUUGAGAGGCUGCCAAUUUAAAGAAAAAUGAUUGAGGGGUCUAUUUCAAAGUGGCCUAUAGUCGAGGGUGUCGCCAUACUCAUUUACCUCUAUACAACAUUUCGGAACUUGAGGCAAAUACAGAGGAUAUGAGCUGCUUACAUGAUUGGGGCUUGAAACAUGAAUGUUUUGUUGUAUGUUUACUUAAUUCUAUUGUGUGUUUCGUGGUAUCUAUGAUCGAUAGAUUCAUCGCAGAGGAUGUUCUAGUAUUACAUGUAUGUGAAUGUCAUACAACAUAUGCUAGAAAUUGUUUUGGAGCUGGAUGGAUAAUGUCAUUCUCGUGUUGCAGAUGUUCAAUGUGUUCCUCUUUAGUGUUGUGUAUUUA
This is a messenger RNA of Ananas comosus (pineapple), 1607 nucleotides long. Its product is annotated as peroxisomal membrane protein 13-like. The coding region runs from base 112 to 942 and encodes 276 amino acids. Gene Ontology annotation, biological process: protein import into peroxisome matrix, docking. The record is from RefSeq and is a predicted model, not a curated record. Lineage: Eukaryota; Viridiplantae; Streptophyta; Magnoliopsida; Poales; Bromeliaceae. The transcript is spliced from 5 exons. Gene Ontology annotation, cellular component: peroxisome; peroxisomal membrane; peroxisomal importomer complex.